Messenger RNA from Sipha flava (yellow sugarcane aphid), 2891 nucleotides. Its product is annotated as nuclear valosin-containing protein-like. The record is from RefSeq and is a predicted model, not a curated record. Gene Ontology annotation, cellular component: nucleus. Lineage: Eukaryota; Metazoa; Arthropoda; Insecta; Hemiptera; Aphididae. Gene Ontology annotation, molecular function: ATP hydrolysis activity; preribosome binding; RNA binding. The coding region runs from base 170 to 2605 and encodes 811 amino acids. Gene Ontology annotation, biological process: ribosome biogenesis. The transcript has 14 exons.
CGACAAGAAAAUACACUUCGAAUUUUUCAAAAAUAGUAAAUACGAGGAUGUGAAUGUAUUCAGCUAGGUUCAAUAUUCUUUGCGGUCGAUGGUAGUCGUUUCGUUUCUUUUAUUCAAUGUGAAAUUAAAAUCAAAAAAUUGAAAUUUCUACGACUGAUAUCAUUCAAAAAUGUUGCGUUUAUACAAUUUUGAUUUGCAAACGAAUUUUAGCAUGAAAUAUUUGAACAAAAUAUCAGUACCGGAUGUGCAAUAUUCUGAUCGAAACAUUAUACCGCGGGUAGAAGAGUAUUUGAACCGUUUCAUGGAAUCUUCAAGGAAAAGAAGGUUUCUUGACAAAGAACUAAUAGUCAAUGAUUUACGAUCGGCGUAUCCAGAAUAUAACAGAAAGCCUUGGGGUGUUAUGUCAAAUUUAAUUGCUAGAGCAUUAGCAGCAAUUGACAAUAUGAAAAAUGUAAAUGAUGUAGAAGACAAAUCAUCUGAUGGAUCAACUAUUGAUAUUAUGUCAUCUGGAGAAGAAAAUAUUGAUAUUACAAAUGAUUUAGAUCCACCUGAAAGCUCAAAUCAUUAUAUCACCGAUGUAAACAGUUCAGAAAUAGCCCAAGAUAUUGGUUCAAAUUCAUUUGUAUGUAAUGUACAAACAAAUGGUAGCAGUAGUAAACCAGCAGAACAUCUUCCUCCGCCUGCUAAUGAACCAGAAAAUUUGUCUGGUUGGGUUAUCGACAAGACUCCAUAUAAAAGUAUAAAAAGAAAAAAUAACUUGGAUAAGACUAUGGAAGAAUUGCCUACACCUUUGAAAAAAGUUUGUCAACAAAUGGGGACCGCGGAACGGGUUAAUGUGACAUUUGAUGAUUUAGCUGGCUGCGAUUCAGUGUUAUUGGAAAUAUGUCAACUAAUUAUGCAUAUUAAGCACCCAGAAGUAUAUAAAACAUUAGGUGUGUCUCCACCUAAAGGAUUUUUAUUGCAUGGGCCACCUGGAUGUGGUAAAACAUUGUUAGCACAGGCAGUUGCAGGAGAAUUAAAGAUACCUUUGAUAAGCAUAGCUGCUCCACAACUUGUUGUUGGCAUUAGUGGAGAAUCGGAAAAACGAGUGAGAAAACUGUUUGAAACUGCUGUAAAGUCUGCACCUUGUGUGCUUUUCAUUGAUGAGGUUGAUUCAAUUUCUCCACAUAGAGAAACAACUUCACGUGAUAUGGAACGUAGAAUUGUAGCCCAACUACUAUCAUCUUUAGACAGCUUAAAAGAUGAUGACAAAGUUAUUGUGAUUGGUGCUACAAAUCGCCCUGAUAGUUUAGAUCCAGCAUUGAGACGAGCUGGUAGAUUUGACCGAGAAGUUUGUCUUGGUAUACCCGACAGACAAUCCCGCAGAGCAAUGCUAGAUCUUAUGUGUAAAAAUUUACGAAUUGAUCCAACAGUUAGUUUGGAUAGAUUAAGUGAAUUAACUCCUGGUUAUGUUGGAGCUGAUUUAAAAUCUCUUACUAGAGAAGCAGCUACUGUAUCAGCUAACAGAACCAUUGAAGCUAUUAAAAAGAGAUUACAAGUUAUAUCUAAUGUCGGUACACUAGUUGAAACUGAACAGCUAUUGGGUUAUAACAAAAAUACAAUGGUUAAAGAUACCUUGAAUUUGCUACGCUCUGAUAAUGUCAUCUCAAUAGAUGAAGUGAGUCAAACGCAAAUCACAUUAGAUGAUUUUAAAGAAGCUCUUAAGAAAGUUGUCCCUUCGUCCAAAAGAGAGGGCUUUGUCACUGUGCCCAAUAUUACAUGGGACGACAUAGGUUCUUUAAAGAAAAUUAGACAAGAAUUACACAUGGCUAUGUUGGCUCCUGUAACUCAUGCUAAAGAGUUUAAUGCAUUGGGUUUAGAUGUUCCUACUGGAGUAUUGUUAUGUGGACCACCAGGUUGUGGAAAAACACUGUUAGCCAAAGCUGUUGCAAAUGAAGCUGGUAUUAAUUUUAUAUCUAUUAAAGGUCCUGAACUAUUGAACAUGUAUGUUGGUGAAAGUGAAAGAGGGGUACGUCAAUGUUUCCAAAGAGCACGUAAUUCACAACCAUGUGUGAUAUUUUUUGAUGAGAUUGAUGCACUUUGUCCGAAACGAAGUGACAUGGAUGCGAAUGGUCGUUCUGGUCAACGUGUUGUCAAUCAAUUGUUAACUGAAAUGGAUGGUUUUGAAGGUGCUCGAAGUGGUGGUGUAUUUGUUAUGGGAGCAACUAACCGACCCGAUAUGAUUGAUCCUGCUGUACUUAGACCUGGUCGUUUGGAUAAAGUUUUAUAUGUUGGAUUGCCAGAUGAAGAAGGGCGUGUAGACAUACUUAAAGCUGUGACUAAAAACCGUACAAGACCAGUGUUGGCAGACGAUGUAGAUUUGGAAGCAAUUGGAAAGAACGAAAAAUGUGCACACUUCACAGGAGCUGAUUUAGCAGCUCUUGUUCGAGAAGCAGGGAUUUUAUGCUUACAAGAGUAUAUAACCUCCAAUGAACUAAACAAAAAAUUAGCCAUCCAGAGUAAACAUUUUGAUGAUGCAAUGAUGAAAAUUAGACCUUCGGUUUCUGCUGAGGAUCAAUUACAUUACGAAUUACUGAAAUCGCAAUACGCCGCACCAAGAUGUUGAAAUUAAUGUAAUUUCACUGACAAGAUUGAAAUGAAAGAUAUUAUUUAUAAACGCUAAUAUAUCUUAAAAAACAAAUGUUUGUUCCUGUUAAUUAUUAUUUUUAUUUUGUAAUUCCUUGUUGGACCAUAAUUGUAUUAGUUGUUUCGAGUAACUGAUGAAUCUGUUUUGAAUUGUUAACAUGAUACACUGUGUGUACAUUGAACAUUUUAUUAAAAUAUCCAAUUAGCUUGUCCCCAUUUUGCAAACUAUUUCAUAACAAUAAAAUCAAAUCAAAAUCGGUUUAAUA